CGGUGAUAGAAGCUGAAUUAACAUCUUUCUCCUUUAAUAUAUUUUUGUUGAGAUAUAUAUGGGGACUUAUAAAAACACACAGUUCAUCAUCAUCGUCACCUACACCUGUAUACGGAGAGAACACGUACAUAUGUCUAAGGGAAAGAGCUUAAACGUGAAGGAAUUGAAAACCCUAGAUUGAAAUUCUUCUCAGUCUUCGGCCGAUUAACAGGCGUUAGAGCAAACAAUUUAGGUACUUUUGUAGGGAGUAUCAGAAUUUCUGAAUGUGAUCAUCGUUAUUUUCUUUGGGUUUAAUAUUGCAUAAGAAUUAACUUUCGAUAAGCCUAAGGAAAUUGGCACUUAAAUGGGAAGUCGUGGCCAAAAGCGUGCAGAAAUGGUUGAUGAAUUACCUGCUGAUAAGCGAGCUUGUAAUUCGUUGGAUUUUAGAGCUGGUUCGUCGAACUCAUCAAAUCACAGUCACUUGAUCUCUCCUAAUUCAGCAUCUGAAAACCAUGACAAUGAUAUGGAUACAUCCUCAUCUGCUUCGGGUUCCUCAGAUGGAGAACCGGAGAGGGAUUCUGCAUAUGGGUCCUGCGAUUCUGAUGAUGUAAACUUGAGACAAGGCAGCCUCAAGGAGUACCAGAGGAGGAGAUCCUCUAGUGAUCUUGGAAAAUUAAAGAGUAUAUUGGGGAGUUUGAGUGAAGAGACUGACUCCUCUAAGCAGUUAGUUAUGCUGACAGAGCUAUGCGAAGUGUUGUCGUUUUGUACAGAGAACUCUCUUUCCAGUAUGAUGGCAAACUUGUUGUCUCCUGUUCUUGUAAAGCUUGCUAAGGAUGAGAACAAUCCGGAUAUAAUGCUGUUGGCUAUAAGGGCUAUAACUUAUUUAUGCGACGUGUUUCCUCGAUCUUCGGGUUUCCUUGUUCGACACGAUGCAAUUUCUGCGCUUUGUCAAAGAUUAAUGGCUAUCGAGUACUUGGAUCUAGCUGAAGAGUGUCUUCAAGCGCUGGAGAAAUUAUCACGAGAUCAACCACUUGCAUGUUUAAAUGCUGGGGCAAUUAUGGCUGUACUAACUUAUAUUGAUUUCUUCUCGACCAGUGUACAGAGAGUAGCGGUUUCUAUUGUUGUGAACAUAUGCAAAAAACUUCCUUCAGAAUGUGAUGCACCUUUCAUGGAUGCUGUUCCGGUGUUGUCCAAUCUUCUCCAAUAUGAGGAUCUGCAGCUUGUUGAAAAUGUAGCUGUCUGCUUGAUUAAAAUAGUGGAGCGGAUGAGUCAUUCCUCAGAAAUGCUUGAUGAACUCUGUAAGCAUGGGCUAAUUCAUCAAGCUACAAAACUCAUAAGCAUAAAUGGCAGAAAAGCUCUGCCGCAGCCAAUUUACAAUAGUCUGAUUGGACUACUUGUCAAACUCUGUUCUGGCUCAGUUUUAGCUUUCAAGACUUUACAUGAGCUUAAUAUCAGUGGUAUACUGAAGGAUAUAUUAUCUACUUAUGACCUCUCACAUGGAGUGUCUUCUCCAUCUAUGGUUGAUGGGCAUUGUAAUCAGGUACAUGAAGUUCUUAAGUUGCUGAAUGAGCUUCUCCCUACUUCAGAUAGAGAUCAAUGUGUCCAGCAGCUGUCUGAUAAGGAAUCAUUCUUAGUCAAUCACCCUGAUCUUCUGCAGAAGUUUGGAGUAGACAUAUUUCCCAUGCUGAUUCAGGUGGUUAAUUCUGGUGCCAAUAUAUAUGUUUGCUACGGCUGCCUAUCCGUGAUCAACAAAUAUGUUUACUUGAGCAAAUCUGACAUACUCAUUGAAUUGCUUAAGAAUGCGAAUAUUCCAAGUUUUCUAGCUGGGGUCUUUACUAGAAAGGAUCAGCAUGUGCUUAUAUUAGCCCUGCAGAUUACUGAGAUAAUUCUGCAAAAGCAUCCUGACUUGUUCUUGAGCUCAUUUAUAAAAGAAGGUGUUUUCUUUGCUAUUGAUGCUCUUCUAUCACCUGAAAAAUGUCAACACAUGAUCUUUCCUGUGUUCAAUGGCAUCCAGCUGCCUGUUGACUCUAGCCAAAAAUCUGCAACGAGUGUGGUCCGCAGAUGCUUAUGUUAUGCUUUUGAUACUGUUCAGCAUACUUCAGUGUCAGAAACAAAAACAUGCAAGCUUGAAAAGGAUAGGGUUCAAGAUCUUGCAAAGCACAUAAGAACCAGUUACUUCACUCUAGAAGUUUGUGAUUCUGAGAAAGGGUUGACUGAUAUUCUUCAAAAGCUCAGAACUCUUUCUGCUGCUUUGAGUGAUUUGAUGAACGUGUCUGGGAAUACCGAACCUGCCACUCAAGAUGAAGAAAAGUUCUACUGUAUAUUGCAUCAAAUCGUGUUCAAUCUAAGUGGAAGGGAAUCUGUUUCCACAUUUGAAUUCAUUGAAAGUGGUAUUGUGAAAUCAGUACUGAACUACAUCUCAAACGGAUUCUAUUUGAAAGGAAACAUAGAGGGUAAUGUUUCAUGUAGUUAUUUCUAUGUGAUAGCAAAAAGGUUUGAGGUGUUUGCUAGGCUAUUUUUGUCUUCUUCAGACACCCUUGGCGAGGGCCCACCUUCGUUAGUUUUAAUACAGAAAUUACAGAAUGCCCUUUCUUCCUUGGAAAACUUUCCUGUCAUUUUAACACAUGCAUCUAGGCUCAGGAAUUCAUUUGCUACUGUCCCAAAUGAGCGUUCCAACAAGUAUCCAUCCCUAAGAAUUCUUUUUGUGAGGGGAGACGGCGAGUCAUGCCUCAGUGAUUACUCUGGAGAUGUUGUGACUGUUGACCCUUUCUCUUCAUUGGAUGCUAUUGAAGGAUAUCUGUGGCCUAAAGUAGGCAUAAAAAGAAAUGAACAAAGAGAAUCGACUCUUCAAGCUAUGGAGCCAAUUGACAGUGCACCAUCAGGAUUGGCACCAAAUGCAAAUUCCAGCCAAGGCAAAUGUCCAGGUGAUACAGAGCCUGACAGCAUGUCCGCUGCUUUGCGUGAGAUGCAGGUAGAGGAGGCUAACUUAUUACCAUCCACAUCCGAACAAGUUAUUAAUUCAAGAGAGAGAAAUUCUGGUGAAAUAACCUUAGAUGAAACUCGUACUGCCUCUACAGGGCAGGAACUACAGUUUUCCUCUGAAGUAGUUACAAAUGUGAAAAGUGAGAACCCUGAAUCCUGUAGCAUUACAGCUUCCUCUCCAAAACUGGUAUUUUACCUGGAAGGAGAACAGCUGGACCGAUCCUCGACAAUAUAUCAAGCGAUUCUCCAGCAACAAAUACAAUUAGGCGAUGAAGUUAUUGCUGGGGCAAAACUGUGGAGUCAAGUAUACACAAUAACUUAUGGAAUGGCUGUAAAAUCUAUCCAGGAAGACCAUCAAAUAUCUCUUCAUUCAGCUGAAAAUUUCCCUGUGUCAAAUAAUUUUGACACACAACUGCAGAAUAGCCCUUUCCUUUCUCGCAUGUUUGCUUCUGGGGUUGCUUCUGACUUGGAUAACUCAAACCCCACUUAUGACAUUUUAUUUCUGCUUAAAAUUUUGGAAGGAUUAAAUAGGUUUGCGUCUCAUCUGAUCUCCCACAAAAGAAUAUGUGAUUUUGCAGAAGGGUUGAUUGAUGACAUGGAUAAUUUAAGGUUGGUAGUUCCUUCUGUAGCACAGAAUGAAUUUAUGUGCAGUAAAUUAACAGAAAAAUUAGAGCAGCAAAUGCGGGAUAGUUUAGCUGUGUCUGUUGGCGGUUUGCCUUUGUGGUGUAAUCAGUUAAUGGCUUCAUGCCCAUUUCUGUUCAGUUUUGAAGUAAAAUGUAAGUACUUUCAACUGUCAGCCUUUGGUCGUCAGCAACUUCAAGCUCAUGUACCUUCGCAAACUAAUUUGGGUGGUUCAAGAGACAGGAGAUCUAGUGGUGGCAGUUUACCUCGGAAGAAGUUCUUAGUUUUGCGGAACCAGAUUCUGGAGUCUGCAACCAAAAUGAUGAACUUGCAUGCUCAUAAUAAAGUUCUUCUUGAAGUGGAGUAUGAUGAAGAAGUUGGUACUGGCCUUGGUCCAACACUGGAAUUCUAUACCCUGGUUUGUCAUGAGUUUCAGAAACCUGGCCUUGGAAUGUGGAGAGAGGAUCUUGGUUCGUUUACCACCAGGAAAAUCUUGCAAACUGAUGAUUUGGGAGUUGUGAUGUCUUCUCUUGGACUUUUUCCCUGCCCAUGGCCCUCUAUGGUAGUUACAUCCGAUGGGAUGCAGUUUUCAGAAGUGAAAAAAAGAUUUUACCUUUUGGGGCAAGUAGUGGCAAAGGCUCUUCAAGAUGGAAGGGUUUUGGAUCUGCCCUUCUCCAAGGCCUUCUAUAAACUUAUCCUUGGGCAGGAUCUUAGUUUAUAUGAUAUACGGUCAUUCGAUCCUGAGCUUGGCAGGACACUGCUAGAGUUUCAGGCUCUUGUUAAUAGGAAGAAACAUUUGGCCUCCUGUGGCAACCAGUCGGCUUUAAAAGUUGAAUCAUGCUAUCGUAACACCAGAAUUGAGGAUCUUUAUCUUGACUUUACGCUCCCUGGUUAUCCUUUUUAUGUUCUUACUUCUGGACCGGAUCAUAAAAUGGUAAAUAUAGAUAACUUGGGGGACUAUAUCAUGCUUGUUGUGGAUGCUACUGUGCAUUCAGGAAUAUCAAGACAAUUUGAAGCUUUCAAAUCCGGAUUUAACCAGGUUUUUCCAAUUGAGCGGCUUCAAAUUUUCACAGAGGAGGAACUUGAGCGUUUACUAUGUGGAGAACAUGACUUUUGGGCUUUCAACGAGCUCUUGGAUCAUAUCAAGUUUGACCAUGGAUACACCGCUAGCAGCCCACCGGUCAUCAGUUUACUAGAAAUUAUACAGGAGUUCGAUUAUGAACAAAGAAGAGCGUUCUUACAAUUUGUGACUGGAGCACCUCGGCUCCCUCCAGGAGGUUUGGCAUCUCUUAAUCCAAAACUGACAAUUGUUCGAAAGCAUUGUAGCAGUUGUGCAGAUGGAGACCUGCCGAGCGUGAUGACAUGUGCCAAUUACUUGAAGUUGCCACCUUACAGUUCAAAAGAGAGGAUGAAGGAGAAACUCUUGUAUGCAAUAACAGAAGGACAAGGUUCAUUCCACCUUUCAUAGCUUUCACAGGUACAUAAAUUGUGGUGGUGUAAUUACUGGUUGUGUAGAUGGUAGAAUCAUGGCGGAUCAAUAGAGGAGCUGAUUGUUUGGAAUAACAAGAGGAUGCUCCUGUCAUUGCUGCCCCAUGCGUAAAUUGGUGGAAAAUGCAGGCAAUUGGUUUACUUAAGUUGGAUAGAUGUACAAAAAUAAAUAUUGGGGAUUCUGGUUGCCAUGCUGACAUUUCAAGGUUACUUAUGUACAUAAAUUUUUAUCACCCAGAUGAAUUUUUUUGAAGGUGAUGCAAAUUGGUUUUCUAAACAGAAGAUGUUUUUGAAUUUGCUUGUUACUGAGCACUUCAUGCUACAAUCAUGAGAUGAAUUCCAUCUCCGCUGGAGUGAAUUUCCGUUGGA
Molecule: messenger RNA, 5439 nt
Organism: Tripterygium wilfordii
Lineage: Eukaryota; Viridiplantae; Streptophyta; Magnoliopsida; Celastrales; Celastraceae
Product: E3 ubiquitin-protein ligase UPL4
Exons: 18
Coding region: 344-5050 (1568 amino acids)
Biological process (GO): protein polyubiquitination; proteasome-mediated ubiquitin-dependent protein catabolic process
Molecular function (GO): ubiquitin protein ligase activity
Source: RefSeq, a predicted model, not a curated record